Molecule: messenger RNA, 1857 nt
Organism: Aureococcus anophagefferens
Lineage: Eukaryota; Pelagophyceae; Pelagomonadales; Pelagomonadaceae
Exons: 1
Coding region: 1-1857 (618 amino acids)
Biological process (GO): protein modification process
Source: RefSeq, a predicted model, not a curated record
AUGAGCAAGCUCACGUACCCCGACGAGCUCGAGGCCAUCAGCAACGCGCAGUGGAUGGAGCUCCACGGCGACCAGCUCGCGCGCGGCGGCGUCCCCCCGGCGCUGCACGCCGUCGUCGCGAAGAAGCUCAACGAGGAGCGCUUCGACGCCUUCGAGACCCUGGCCAUGGACGACGCGGAGGAGGACACGCGGAUCCUGCGGUACUGGGGCGAGCGACCGGUCGCCGCGUACGAAACCGCGUGGGUCGGCGACCACUGCCUUCGCUUCGGCCACCAGCGCGACGCCGACGGCGCGCUGAAGGCGCACCCGGGCCUGCGGCUCCGCUUCGGCUCCAUGGCGCACUGCGACGACGACGACGUGCUCGACCUGUGCGUCUGGCGCUUCGCGAAAGCUUUGCCGCGAGUAGUGAAAGGCCCGCCGACGUUCUACCUCGAGGACGAGCUCGGCUGCGCCUUCGACUACGACGACACGCCAAACGGCGACAAGCCCGGCCCGCGCAUGGGUUCCGCCGUCGUCGUCUGCCGGAGAUCGGGCGACUCGUUCACGGUCUACUGGCCGACGACGCCCCUGACGAAGGGCGACGCGCCCGUCCGCGACCCGUUCCCGGCCCACGCGCCCGGCGCGCGGCGCGACGCGCUCGUCGCGGCGCGCAACGCCAUGUACGGCGCGCGCAUGUUCCGGAGUAUUCUGACGCCCGAGGGCGGACCGUCCGCGAAAGACCGCUGGGCCGCGGCGCUCGCGGCGCGCGACGAGCAGACCUUGCAGUGGCGCGCCGCGGCGGAGGAGAAAACGGUCGAAAACGAGCCCGGCGCGCCGCGGCCCCGCGACGGCGUCGACGGCGCAGCGCUCAAGGUGUUCACGGACGCGGAUUGGGUGAAAAACGAGCUGCGGCACGCGGCGUUCGCGCUCGUCGACGACGUCGCCGCGGCGGACAUUGUUUUUGUGCACAGCGGCGGGGGCCAGUACGCGUCCAAAAUUACGAAGGAUCAGAAGGUGUCCUGGUACGCCUACGAGGCCGCGCUCAUCCGCAAGGACCAUCUGGCUUCCACGCUCCGCAUGGCGGGCCUCGAGGACCUGGCGCCGCGGCCGACCUUCGACCUCGAGACGGAGCUUGACGCGGCGUUGGGCGCCAUGGCCGCCGAGUACACGCCCCUGCCCGUGCCCGCGGAGGUCCCGGUCAACCCGUUCUACAUGCUCAAGCCCUACGACCUCGGCCGGUCCAUCGGCCACUGCUGCACGAACUCGAAGCACUGCGUGCUGGCCUACGCGGACGCCGGGGGCUACGUGCUCCAGCGCUACGUCGAGCGGCCCCACGCGCUGCCCGCGGCGCUCGGCGGGGCUCCCGGCCGCAAGUACGACGUCCGCGUCGUCGCGCUGCUGCGCUCGGCCUCGCCGCUGGAGCUCUACGCCCACGACCACGUCUACGUGCGCGCGGCGAACGAGGCCCACGACCUGGCGAAGCUCGACGACGUCGCCGUGAGCCUCACGGCCAUGCACCUCGUCGGCGCCGAAGCGCGGCACCCGAAGACGGCGGACUUCGUCGCGGCCUUCGACGCGGCCCACCCGGACCGGCCCUUUUGCGACGUGCUCGCGGACUGCCGGGACACGCUCCGCCGCGUCUUCGCCGCGGCGGCGGACCAGCACGCGGGCUUCCGGGACGCGUCGCCGACCGCGCGCGCGGCCUACGGGUGCGACUUCCUCCUCGACGAGGACCUCAAGCCCUACCUCCUCGAGAUCACCUUCGCGCCCGCGCCCCUCUGGUCCAGCGCCGACAUGCCCGAGGUCGUCCCCGGCGUCGCCGACGACAUCUUCGCCUGCCUCUUCCUCGGCGCCGGCGACCGCGUCACGCGCUGCUAA